This is a messenger RNA of Pelodiscus sinensis (Chinese soft-shelled turtle), 5193 nucleotides long. NCBI's taxonomy places the organism in Eukaryota, Metazoa, Chordata, Testudines, Trionychidae. The record is from RefSeq and is a predicted model, not a curated record.
CAACUGGUUGCUGGAGCUGACCAUGAACUUUACAUAAACCAAGCUGUAGUAUUUAUUGAAGAUGCAAUACAGUAUCGUUCCAUAAAUCACCGAAUGGAUUCCCAAUCCCUGUGGCUUUAUCGAUGGUAUUAUUCAAGAAUUUGCCAGUGGGUUUUGAGUCUCACCAUUACUCUGAUUCUGGCUCUGGCUUUCAUUGAAAUCCCUUCUUCGCUCACUAUCACGUCGGAUGUACGUUACCGUGGCACAGCCUGGGCGCCUCCUUGUGGCCUGACUGAAAGCAUAGAGCUGCUUUGUUUCUUCAUCUUUAUAGCUGACGUCUCUGUGAAGAGUUACUUAAUUGGUUGGGAAGAAUUUCGGAAAACCAAAUGGUUGCUGGCUUAUAUCCUGAUAUUGGUCGUCUCCCUUAUUGACUGGACUGUGUCACUGAGCUUUUCCUGUACAGAGACUGUGAGAAUAAGACGAAUUCUUCGGCCUUUCUUUCUUCUUCAGAACUCCUCCAUGAUGAAAAAGACAUUAAAAUGCAUCAAUAGCACUCUGCCAGAAAUGGCAAGUGUUGUUUUGCUACUUGCUGUUCACCUGUGUCUCUUUACCAUGUUUGGCAUGCUGCUGUUUGCUCGAACAAAGGAUAAGCAGCAGGAGAAGGAAUGGGUGGGAUAUUUUCACAAUUUGCCAGAUUCACUGACUUCGUUGCUGGUGCUGCUGACUACUGCAAAUAACCCUGACGUGAUGAUUCCUGCAUAUUCUAUUAAUCGAGCCUAUUCGAUCUUCUUCAUACUCUUCACUGUGUUGGGAAACUUGUUUCUGAUGAACUUGCUGACAGCAAUAAUAUACAAUCAGUUUCGAGGAUACCUUCUAAAAUCGGUCCAGUCCUCGCUCUUGAGGAGACGUUUAGGAAUCCGAGCUGCAUUCGAAGUGCUGUGCUCCAUGAAAGAAAGUUCUGUCAAUACACACGAGUUGUUUGUCAAUGCUAAUACAUUGCUACAAGUGCUUCAAAAAGUUGAAAUGGACCCUUGCUGCAAGCAAGCCAUCUCGAGGACACUUCGGUCAUGCCCUCGUGGCAUACUGUCAGCUGCCUCAUUUCAGAAGCUCUUUGAUGAACUCGAAAAAGAUCCUGUUAAACAGCACCCUCCCAAACCAGAGUACCAGUCUCUUUUUCUGCAGAAAGUGCAAUUUGGUGUGGGCCAUCGCUUCUUUGGCUACUUAGGAAACUUUGUAGCACUAGCAAACAUUGUUUCUAUCUGUGUGGUUUUGGUAAUGGAUGCAGAUAAGCAGCCUUCUGAACGAGAUGACUACUUCUUGGGGGCUAUAAAUUGUUUUUUUAUCCUGUACUAUCUGCUGGAAAUGCUGCUGAAAAUAUUGGCAAUGGGAUUUAAAAGAUAUUUAUCAUACCCAAGCAAUAGAUUUGAUGGACUUUUGACUGUAAUUCUUUUGGUUUUGGAGGUCUCAACAUUUGCGGUGUAUGGAUUUCCUCAUCCAGGCUGGAGACCUGAAAUGAUGGGGUUGCUGUCUCUGUGGGAUAUGGUGCGCCUGGUGAAUAUGCUAAUUGUAUUUAGAUUUCUGCGGAUUAUCCCUAAUAUGAAGUUCAUGGCCUUGGUUGCUAGUACACUGCUGGAUCUGGUGAAAAACUUACGAGCCUUUGCAGGGGUGUUGGUGGUAGUUUUCUAUGCAUUUGCUAUAACUGGAAUAGUGCUAUUUAAAGGCGCUGUUGUUCCUAUGGGAAAUAUUAGUGUUGUCAAUGCAACUUCCGGUAACAGCACCUUUCAGUGUGGGACCUACGAGCAGUUGGAGUAUUGGCCAAACAACUUUGAUGACUUUGCUGCUGCAGUAGUGACUCUCUGGGAUGUCAUGGUGGUGAAUAAUUGGCAAGUUUUCUUGGAUGCAUUUUCAAGAUAUUCAAGUCCGUGGUCAAAGAUCUAUUUUGUGGCCUGGUGGCUAAUUUCCUCUGUCAUCUGGGUCAAUUUGUUCGUGGCCUUACUUCUGGAGAACUUUAUUCACAAGUGGGACCGUCACUCCCAUCGGCGGUCUCUCUCAGAAAUUGAAUACCAGACCACGGUGGAAUUAAUGUUCAGGGAUGUUUUGCAAGAACCUACAGAGGAAGAGCUGAUGGAAAAGCUGCACCAGCAUCCACACCUGCAACUGUGUAGAUGACAGACAUACGCGAGGACUAAUUUUUUUCAUACCAUUUUUUGCAAUAAGGUUAUCAGCUGGCGGGCUGAUGCUGCAGUGAAGUGGAAUGGAUUUUCUGUAAAGUACUACUAACCUGAAAAUUUAUAACAAAGCAUAUAACAUUUUGGUUGACGUUUCGAUUUUACUUUUGAACACCACUUACAAUACAGAGGACUUGUACAGGGAUUUUUUUUUAUAAUCAACCCCUUUUAAAAAUAUUUAAAUUCUUCUAAUUUGACUUGAUUUUUAGAAUUGUUUGAUAGGAAUAUGCAGUUGUUACUUUUAUUAAUUAUAUCAGGGCAAGGAGUUAUAAUUUUAUUUAAUUUUUUAAGAAGGAAGGGAGUAUUAAGACGACAGUGCACUUUAAAAUGCAAACACUUAUAACCAUUGUGCUUGCUGCUCUUUUGCACCAUAAAUAAUGGAACUGCCUAUUCUGGCUUUCCGUGUGUGCCAAGAUCAGUGCCUUGAAAUUCUUGAAUGAAUUAGGCACUCGUGCUCUAGAUGCUCAGCCUUUUUGUAAUAAGGGAAGAUGAAACACUAUUUUUAUUGAAAUAUGAUGCUAACCUUGUUGUAUUUACUAAAUGUUCAUAAUGAUACAUUCCUAUUCAAAACUACUUAUUUAAAUUCAGGUCAAAGCUGGAGAUUGUGAUACAGACAAUUUCCUUUUGUUGGUGAGUGCUAAGGGCUGUGUCCAUGUUGUGGUUGUAUGAUAUUGAUAACAUUAUCAAGGUCAGUAUAAUUUUGGAUGGAACAAUCGUGCCUUUGUUUUGCAAUCUGGAAUAAUUAAGCUCUGCUUCAGACACAAUAUCAUCAUCUUGCUUUGAAAAUGAGCUCUUCUGUUGCAUUCUGACAAGCCUUGUUUUCCCUUCUCCUGUAGUAAAUGUGGGUAGAAGCUGUUGGUUCACACCGAGCCAGAGUUUGUUUAUCUUUGCAAGAAUUUUAGUGGAAACCCCAGUGCAACAUGUAGUCAUUUAUCCAUUUUGGGUAGAUGGAAAGCAAGCAAUCAUGUUCAGGCUUCUCCUCAUAAACUGUACCCGGAUAUAAUAAAUUGUGUUUAAAUUCAAGGGAGUGGAUGUGGGAUAGGAUGUGGCACCAAAAUCAUUGGGGAUCAUUUCACUUUCAUUUGAGCUGGGUGGGAUCAAUCCUGCAAGGUGCUGGGCCCCUCUCAGUUCUUACCGUAAUCCAUAGAAGCUUGAGUAUACGUUCUAUUGGUCACUAUCAUAGCCCGUGUACUUUUUCCCAUCAAAUUAUUGUGAUACACUAGGGAUGUGAAAGAAUAAACGUGUACACGGUUAAUAUGAGCAUGUGCUCAUUGGUUAACAUGCAUAGUUACAUGAAGACUGCCCUCCCCUUCCCUGGCUUCCUCUGUAUCAAAGGAAGCAGUGUGGGGAGAAGGGCAGGCAGGAGCCACUUCCCCUUGCAUGUAAGCGUGUAAUCGCUGAAAUUUUCAGUGGUCACACACUUACCUAAAUAAAUGCAUUUUAACAAUUAUAGGUCUCACAUGGUACCACUUGCUUUGGUGACCCACCUAACUCUUGGGUAAAUAACUUUUUCAUAAUACAUACAUAAAUCCUAAAAGAUGUGGUAAGUGGUGACUGUGUGUCCCAUUUAUACCUUAGUAUCACUCCUAACAAGGCAUUUCACUGGACUUUUCAGAUCAGGUCACCAUUAAAUCACCUAACACAUUUGUGAUGGAUGUUUAACACAUGUCAAGUCCCUUACUUGAGAGCUUUAUAACUAGAAUAGAUAAAAUCAGCCCCAAAUACACUGGCAGGAUCCAUCCUGCAGUGACAAUGGCAAGGAUCAGAUUAUUUGAUAUAGUAGGUUGCUUCUGUUUCUAAUUUCCCUGAUCCAUUUAGUCAACAAAGGAUUUUAAGUAGCUCUGCAAUUGUCAUUCCCUUUCCUGAAUAGUUUUUUUUCUUUCCUGUUUUCUCUCUAAUGCUGGCAGCUGAAGCAGAAUUUGUCUGGAGUUUGGGGCAUUUGAUCUCAAUAGCAUGUGUCUGUACCAUCCACUUUCCAAUGUUGUCUAGAACAUGCUUUGGGAGCAAAGAAUUUUCUCGCCCAUUGUGUAGUUGAACUUGUGGAACAAAUGUAAGUUGAUCUUUAAGUCACUCACAAAAUCAUUAUGUGUCUGUGUGGUCACCUCACAUGCUAUCACCUGUGUGUUUCCUACUAGCCCACCUUUUAAUUAAUUCAUUGUGCACUCUGUGGCAUCAGAAGCUUUCUUUUAUUUUUAUACAGUCUAAACCUACUGUCUGCCCCAUUUCUAUACUCCCUUUUUUCAUGGGAUGUCGUCUUUGUGGUGCUUUCCAGUGCUGGUUAAACUUAUUGUAUCAGAAAUGAGGGAGGGGCAGAGAGCGUAUUAGGUCGUCUACUCUGUCCCUUUGGAAUCCCAGGAUUAUCCCCUUUUUUCUAAGUUUUUUUCCCCAGUCUUCCACAGCAAGACUCUUGCACAGUUGACUAGGUCCCCCCUAGUCUGAUGCAGUAGGAAGAUAGCACAAUUUUUUCUUAGUUUAGUGUAAGCCAGUUACUCUGAGUCCUGGUUAUUAGAGUCCUUAACCUCCUUAAACAGCUUUUCUCCUUGCUGUUUUUAUCAUCUAUCUAGUUGAUGAAUUAAGUGUGAUCAUCCUGCCAAAUGAGGCUGCCAGUCACUGUUGGCCUGAGAUGUUUGCCAUUCUGUUUUAGCUCUUCAUUUUUAUUUGACCAUGAUAUUCCAUUGUCUGCCCCAGCAGCAUGACUUGGUGUGAUAGUCAAAUGAUCUUCAUAAAUCACGUCUCCUGUAUGCAAUCCUUACAUGUGAAUAGAUGUGCAGAGAACAAUCUGUUUUAGUGAUUGUUUGUUUAUUGUUUCUAUGUUGGACUGGGAAUGUAAUGCAGAACUACAUGCAUGGAAUAGUAUGUCUAAUAUAAAUUGUACUGUAAGCAGUAAAUGACUGAUGCAAUUGUUACGUUUUAAAUGCACAGAGACACGAACAGGAGUGUAUGCAAUUAUGAGUAGGAGUAAAAUAGAAGGCUUAAUUGAUAAAAA